This is a messenger RNA of Bacidia gigantensis, 1272 nucleotides long. RefSeq lists its product as uncharacterized. The transcript has a single exon. The record is from RefSeq and is a predicted model, not a curated record. Bases 1 to 1272 code for a protein of 423 amino acids. Lineage: Eukaryota; Fungi; Ascomycota; Lecanoromycetes; Lecanorales; Ramalinaceae.
AUGAGCUUCGAGGACUAUCGCAGAAGCCGAUACCGUCCGGUUGCGAGGAGGCGCUUCCUAUUGCGCAUCGUCCUCGCAUGCUGCCUCAUCUUUGCGAUAUGGCAUCCCGCUAUACCAUUCAGGACGAAGCCUCUCUCAGCUUUUGCGCCGAAUCUCGUAGACAAGCUUCGACAAACAUUCGAUUACAAGCACAACGUCACUGACUGGCAAAUGGUGCAUAGGUUUGUCCAAGAACACAGAAAUUUAUGGAAAGGUCUAGAGCACGUCUAUGAUGACCCUACUAGCACACUUCCCCUGCCUGAAGGAUCUCCAGACGCCUCACUGGCCUCGAAUAUCAGCCAACACAAGAAGGGUCCCUCGCCAUUACCUAACCCACCCUUGCCACCACCCGAUGAGGAUGAACACAUUGCGCUUUGCCUCACAGGUAAGCUCUUCAUCGCCCCGCAUACCAUCCACCACCGAAACCUCAUCCCUCUCAUAGUAAAGAACCAAACCCGCGACCUCGAAGAGUUCCUCCGUCACCACUACCACCACCAUGGCAUCCGUCGCUUCUAUAUCCACGACGACGGCACCAUGCCAUCCCUCUCCGACACCAACUACAGCGUCCCCUCCACGUCUCUGACGUUCAUCUCCCACCCCACAGUCGAACACAACCCCGACUUCGAAGACCGCGCAGGCAUCCAGGAAGAAUACUACACCGACUGCGCCACACGCUUUCGCGAUCAACACUUUUGGAUGGGCUUCCUGGACGUGGACGAAUUGCUCGAAAUGACCGGCAACGAGACCCUCCUCACCUUCCUCCAAUCCUGGGAACAGAACAGCACAGUAGGAGCCGUGGGCGUGAACUGGUUGCUCCACACCUCCUCUGGGCUCCUCUCCACCCCCUCUCCACCAACGGACAGCAGAAAAGUAUACACGAAAUGCAUCCCCGACCACGCUGCCCCUCCAUACAACGACAACGAGGCCAUCAAGACGUUCGUCCGCCUUGACAAGUUCGAAUCAUUCCAUAAUGUGCAUUGCGUCGGUGAGAUGAGAGACGGGGCGAUGGAGGUCGGGGAGCACGGGGAUGAGAUCAAGCCGCCGUGUUCGAGGACGCCGAGUACGAGGGAGAGGUGGGCAUUGCAUCAUUUCGCGACGAAGAGCCGGGAGGAGUUUGAGGAGAAGAAAGUGAGGGGGCAUAUUCAGGGGGGUGGGGCGAGUGAGGAGUGGUGGGAGGAAGUGGAGGGGGAGAGGCAGUGGGACUGUUUGAAUUUGGCGGAGUACGUGCCUUGA